AUGAGUCCUUUCCUUCGCGUUAUUCAUGAAGAGAAUGAGAAAGAAUCAGAUAUAAUAUUAAAAAUUAGCCUUUUUCUAUAUCUUUAUACUGGAUGGUAUUUAAUUGUUACAGAAAUUGUGCAAUUAAAAAGAGAAGGAUUGAAUACUCAUAAUAUGCUUGACCUAGAAUCAUUGUUAUUGCCGUUAGCAAAUAUAGCAAGUAUUUUAUAUAAUCAUCAAUUAUCCAUUUUACAGGAUUCAGUAUAUGAUUUUGUUUUAGCGUUUACAGCUUUAGUUAUGUGGCUUCAAUUGGUAGGUCCAGGACGUUUUAUUCAUAUCAUUCAAACUAUUUUAAAUAUUACUUGGCCAUUCUUGGCAGCCCUGUUUAUUGUCGUAGUUGCAUUUGGUCACGCUAUGUUCAUUCUUCUUAAUUAUGCGGAUUACUUCCAAAUUCCUACUUAUAAAAUUAAAGAUGCUUCGAAUUCAGACUUAUACUCAAAUAUAACAAUUUAUAAGAAUAUUAAUAAAUUUUCUCGACUUGAUAAUUAUUAUUCACAUUUCGUCUCAUCAGUAGAAGCUGUAUUCUUUUGGACCAAUGGACGAUGGGAUCAAUUAGACCAAUGGAAUAGUUAUGCUGUAGAUGUAAUGAGUGUACUAGGAAGUAUAAUAUUGGUUGAUGCAUUUGAACCAGCAAACAAAAACAGUCGGACAGCAGUUUAUAGAUAUCGUACUGAACUUAUCGCUGAAUAUAAAGCUUUAGAAAAACCUUUUGGGGGUGAAGGUGGCAAUCCUCAAGACAUUUGUUAUAUCCCUAAUCCUGAUAUGAUUGAUACCUGGCUUACGGAAACUAAAAAAAACAAAAACGUCUUAUGGGUGAGAGCUAUCAGAUUUUGA
Diversispora eburnea is the source of this 873-nucleotide messenger RNA. The record is from the annotation of a GenBank genome assembly. NCBI's taxonomy places the organism in Eukaryota, Fungi, Glomeromycota, Glomeromycetes, Diversisporales, Diversisporaceae.